GGCAAAAAGGCACACCACCCAAAACCUUGUCGUAGGACCUCUACUAACCCUCAAACAUGUCUGCCCUCGGAAGCAGGGAAGCCGGUGUAGGUACUGGUCGUAGGAUGAGCAUUGCUGUUGUGCUGCUGGCAGGGUUCUUAGUAGCCACUGUGAGUGGCGAUUCCAAAGCUGUGACGACAAGCCUUACAACAAAAUGGACGUCCACCCCUCUGCUUCUGGAAGCCAGUGAAUUCUUGGCUGAGGAGAGUCAGGAGAAGUUCUGGGAUUUUGUAGAGCUCAAUCAGGACAUUGAAAUUGACCAUACUGAUACUGAUCUGUCCUACUACCAUCUGAUCCUGAAGAGAGCCGGCCAGCUUCUCAGCCCAAUCCAGCUCAGCCUGCUGAAGUUCUCCCUGUCCUUGAGGUCCUACUCGGCCACAGUACACUCCUUCCAGCAGAUCGCGUCCAAUGAGCCCCCGCCCUCUGGGUGCCCGGCCUUCUUCAGUGUCCACGGCGAAAAGUCCUGCGACCCAGAGAGCUUGAAAGCCUUGCUGGAGAAUGCCUCUGACAGGCCCAAGCCACACCUCUUCAAGGGGGACCACAGAUUUCCCUCCUCCAACCUGGAUGCCCCGAUCGUCAUCCUUUAUGGCGAAGUGGGCAGCGGGGAGUUCGCCAAAUUCCACCAGCUGAUGCUGUCCAAGGCCAACAACGGAGAGAUCACAUAUGUCCUGCGCCACUUCGUAGCGAAUCCCAGCAGAAGCAAAGUGUUCCUCUCAGGGUAUGGUGUUGAGCUGGCUAUUAAAAACCAGGAGUACAAAGCUAAGGAUGACACUCAAGUUCAAGGCGCUGAUGUGAACGCUACAAUGAUUGGAGAGAACGACCCGGUGGAUGAGGUCCAGGGAUUUCUCUUCGGCAAACUCAAAACCCUGUACCCGGAGUUGAAGGAGCAGCUGAAGGAGCUACGCAAGCACCUUGUGGAAAGCACCAAUGAAAUGGCCCCGCUCAAGGUGUGGCAGAUGCAAGACCUGAGCUACCAGACGGCUGCGCGCAUCCUGGCCGCCCCCUCGGUGGACGCCCUCACGGUCAUGAGGGACCUGAGUCAGAACUUCCCCACCAAGGCCAGAUCCAUAACAAGAACCGUGGUGAACUCGGAGAUUCGAAGGGAGAUAGAAGAAAACCAGAAAUUCUUCAAGGGAACCUUAGGCCUGCAGCCAGGAGACUCUGCCCUCUUCAUCAAUGGACUCCAUAUUGACCUGGAUGUGCAGGACAUCUUCAGCGUUUUUGAUGUUCUGAGGAACGAGGCGCGCGUGAUGGAGGGGCUGCAGAGCCUUAAAAUCGAGACGCCCUUCAUCCACGACAUCCUCAAGCUCAACGUGCAGCCGUCCGACUCGGACUACGCCGUGGAUAUCCGCAGCCCCGCCGUCAACUGGAUCAACAACUUGGAGACGGACGGCCGGUACAGCUCCUGGCCCUCCAACGUGCAGGAGCUCCUCCGGCCCACCUUCCCAGGGGUCAUCCGUCAGAUCCGCAAGAACUUCCACAACUUCGUGGUCAUUGUGGACCCCGCCCAUGAGAACACUGCAGAGCUGCUGAGCGUGGCCGAGAUGUUCUUCAGCAAUAACAUUCCGCUCAGGAUCGGCGUGGUGUUCGUGGUCUCCGACGCCGACGACGUCGACGGGAUGGACGACCCGGGCGUGGCCCUGCUGCGAGCGUUCAACUACAUCGCCGACGACGUGGACAGCCAGCACGCGUUCGAUGCCAUCAUAUCGAUGUUUAACAGGGUCCCGAGCGGAGGCAGGCUGAAGGUGGAGCACGUGGUGGGCGUGCUGGCGAAGAGGUACCCUUACGUGGAAGUGAGCAGCAUUCUGGGGGCUGACUCGGCCUACGACAAAAACAGGAAGGAUGGGAAGAGUUAUUACGAGCAGACGGGGGUGGGGCCCCUGCCGGUGGUGCUGUACAACGGCAUGCCGUACCAGAGGGACCAGCUGGACCCAGAUGAGCUGGAGACCGUCACCAUGCACAAGAUCCUGGACACCACCAGCAUCUUCCAACGUGCCGUGUACCUGGGCGAGCUGACCGGCGACCAGGACGUGGUGGACUUCAUCAUGAACCAGCCCAACGUGGUGCCUAGAAUCAACUCCAGGAUCCUGUCCACUAGCAGGAACUAUCUGGACCUCUCCGACACAAACAACUUCUUCAUUGACGAAUACGCCCGCUUCCUCUUCCUGGACACCAAGCAGAAGAACACGGCCGUGGCCAACAGCAUGAACUACCUGACAAAGAAAGGAAUGGCCACUAGGGAUACCCACGACGACAGCUACAUCCGUCCAGUGACGUUCUGGGUCGUGGGAGAUUUCGACCAGCCUUCCGGCCGACAGCUGCUUUACGACGCUAUAAAGCACAUGAAAACCAGUAACAAUGUCCGCCUCGGCAUGAUCAACAACCCGAGCGAGAGCCCGUCCAACGACACCCACCGCAUCGCCCGGGCCGUCUGGGCGGCCAUGCAGACCCAGUCCGCCAACAACGCCAAGAACUUCGUCACCAAGCUGUCUAAGGAGGAGACGGCCGGCGCCGUGGCUUCGGGGACCGACGUCGCCGAGUUCGCCGUCGGGGGAAUGGACAUCCAGCUGUUCAAGAGUGCGUACAAAUCCCCUAAGGUGGACUUCCUGCUCUCCCACGCGGCUUUCUGCAGAGACGUCCUGAAGCUGAAGAAAGGCCAGAGGGCCGUCAUCAGCAAUGGGCGGAUCAUUGGCCCGCUGGAGGAAGGGGAGGUCUUUAACCAGGAUGACUUCCUGCUGCUGGAGAGCAUCAUCAUGAAGACGUCAGGAGAGCGGAUCCAGAACACUGUCCAACAGCUGGGUGUGGAGGAGCACAGGGCCAGCGAUCUGGUGAUGAAAGUGGACUCCUUGCUGUCCUCUCAGCCCAAAGGGGAAGCCCGGAUUGAGUACACCUUCUUCGAAGACCGAUACAGCGCCGUCAAACUCAGGCCCUCUGAGGGCGAGGUGUAUUUCGACGUGGUCGCCGUGGUGGACCCCGUGACUCGGGAUGCCCAGAAGCUCGCCCCCCUCCUCCAGGUCCUCAGAAAGCUCGUGAACGUCAACCUCCGGGUCUUCAUGAACUGCCAGUCCAAGCUGUCCGACCUGCCGCUGAAGAGUUUCUAUCGGUAUGUGCUGGAGCCGGAGGUGUCCUUCAUGGUGGAUAACAGCUUUGCCCCGGGCCCUGUGGCCACCUUUCUGGACAUGCCUCACUCCCCCCUCUUCACCCUCAACCUCAACACGCCCGAGAGCUGGAUGGUGGAGUCGGUGCGCACGCGCUACGACCUGGACAACAUCUACCUGGAGGAGGUGGAGGGAGGCGUAUCUGCGGAGUACGAGCUGGAGUACCUCCUCCUGGAGGGGCACUGCUUCGACGUCACCACAGGGCAGCCCCCCCGCGGCCUGCAGUUCACCCUGGGCACCGCCUCCGACCCCGUCAUCGUGGACACCAUCGUCAUGGCCAACCUGGGCUACUUCCAGCUGAAGGCCAACCCCGGGGCCUGGGUCCUCAAACUGCGCAAGGGCAGGUCGGACGACAUCUACAAGAUUUACAGCCACGAAGGGACGGACUCCCCGAGCGACGCGGACGACCUGAUCGUGGUGCUGAACAACUUCAAGAGCAAGAUCAUAAAAGUCAAGGUUCAGAAAAAGCCGGACAAAAUGAGCGAGGAGCUCCUGAGCGACGGCACCACAGAAGACGACUCGGGAUUCUGGGGCUCUCUGACCAGAGGAUUCACAGGGGGAGCAAAGACUGACGAGAUCAAGCAGGAGAAAGAUGACGUCAUCAACAUUUUCUCCGUGGCUUCCGGACACCUGUACGAGAGGUUUCUCAGGAUAAUGAUGUUGUCAGUCCUGAAACACACAAAAACACCAGUGAAGUUCUGGUUUCUGAAGAACUACCUGUCUCCAUCAUUCAAGGAGUUCAUCCCUCACAUGGCGGAGGAGUACGGGUUCCAGUACGAGCUGGUCCAGUACAAGUGGCCGCGCUGGCUGCACCAGCAGACGGAGAAGCAGAGGAUCAUCUGGGGCUACAAGAUCCUCUUCCUGGACGUGCUCUUCCCCCUCGCCGUGGACAAGUUCCUGUUCGUGGACGCGGACCAGAUCGUCCGCACCGACCUGAAGGAGCUGCGAGACUUCAACCUGGACGGGGCGCCCUACGGCUACACCCCGUUCUGCGAGAGUCGCAGGGAGAUGGACGGCUACCGCUUCUGGAAGUCGGGCUACUGGGCCAGCCACCUGGCCGGCCGCAAGUACCACAUCAGUGCCCUCUACGUGGUCGACUUGAAAAAGUUCCGGAAGAUUGCAGCCGGCGACCGGCUGAGGGGACAGUACCAGGGCCUGAGCCAGGACCCCAACAGCCUGUCCAACCUGGACCAGGAUCUGCCCAACAACAUGAUCCACCAGGUCCCCAUAAAGUCCCUGCCUCAGGAGUGGCUGUGGUGUGAGACCUGGUGCGACGACGCCUCCAAGAAAAAGGCCAAGACUAUCGACCUGUGCAACAACCCGCAGACCAAGGAGCCCAAGCUGAAGGCCGCCGUGCGCAUCGUGUCCGAGUGGAGCGACUACGACCAGGAGGUGAAGAGGCUCCAGGGCCGGCUCCUGGAGGAGAAGGAGAAGGAGAAGGGCGCCGCCGCCGCCGGCGGCAACGGGACGACGCGGGAGGGAAAGACAGAUGGCGGAAAGCACACGGAGCUGUAAGCUGCGGCGCUCUGGGAGAAGACAGCACACGAGCUCUGUUUAAAGAGCUCCUUUCUGGGGUUUCGAAACCUUUUCCCAGAGCACAGCCCGCGGUCCUACUGAAAGACUUGACACGACACUGAAUGCAAAUUCAACUUUUCUAUGGGAGAAGAAACAUUGGGAUGGGGGGGGGGGUGGGGUGGGGUUUAGGAAUAUGAGAGGUGGUAAUCUUUGGUGGGGGGGAGGGGGGUGAUUCUGGCUGUUUUGCUGUUGCAAGGGGCGGGGGGGUCAUUUUGGUAAUUACAAGGGAAAAGGUCAAAUCUGCCAAGAGGGUUCUCAAGGACGGGUAAAUUGGGACAGGGAGGGCGCCUUGCUCUUCACUCCUUGCCUCUAACCUGUCCAAGGAGCUUCAGUGCAUACGUACGCCUUGGGUGUCUGAUCUAGGGUGUCUGAUCUCGGGUGUCCGCACCCAAUAGACCAGCAAAAAAAAAAUCUGAAGCCAAAAGCCAGAAUCGUAAGUCAGUCUUGCCCAGCAGAGCAAAACGUUUGAGGUUCUUUAAAACAAAAAAAAAAAUAUAUAUAUGAUAAUUCAUAGGGUGCAUUAUGAAGAACAGGCCUCUUCUGUUUCCGGUGUCUCUUCGGGAAGCAAAAUGGCGGCCCGGUUUCAAACAACUCGUCUAUGUCGCCAUCGCCCCAGCCCGAGCCGCCUAACAUUUCAAAAUGGCAGCUCGUGCCCUCGGCCGCCUUCGACACCGGCUGUGAAUCUGCAUGCAGUUGGCGAGAAUGGUGUUCGAAACGACAACAAAAAAAAAAGAACGCGGAAUGAAUCCCCCCUCCCCCACCGUUCUGUCGCUGUACGUAGCAACGUUGGCCCGAGGCUGGGGAGGGCGUGGCUCUGGAGGUUUUACCAUGUUUUUUUUAUUUUUAUCCCGGGUUCGGGCCCGGCCCCUUCAGAGGAAAAGGUUUGAGUCUCAGGGAGGGUGGUCGUCCUCGUGUCUGUGGUGGGUGGAUUAAAACAAAAGCCAAAAAUUCAGAGGGUUUCACCGAGGGUUUCCUCCUCACCAAGGGUCAACAAUGAGAAGAAUUCUAUGUUAAGCAGACUGUUUAAGCCUAUCCAGCUGCUCCGAGCACAUGUCCUCUUGGACUGAACUGCACACAGAUUUCUAUCACUGAUCGCUUCAUGUGUGUGGAUCUGCAUAGAUUCCCACGGAAUACAGCUAGCCUUGAAGAACAGUUUUAUAUGAGGUAGAUGGGUUUGUUCUUCAGGGAGGCUGCCUCCUCUUGCCCUUCCUGGUUUGACUGGUUCGACACUGAUAGGGUACGAAGUUCCAGCGCACAAAAAUUGGGCGAAUGAGACCGAAUUUAAAAAAUGUUAUCAAUCGACGUCAUUGCACUUUAAAUUAUUAUGGAUUGCGUUCUUGGCCGCAGCGCCGCGUUGCGAAUCAUGGAGAAAAUUAUUUUGUGAUGUCAUUAAGCCCCGCCCGCACUGCUACGGGACAGUUGCAGUGCGGCUGCUGUUCUGCUUCUUCUUCAGUCUUCACGGUCAUUUUGAGCAGUGAGUUGUGCUCCGGUGUUCGGUUAAUAGAGCUAGUCACGCGUAACGACAGAGGCGAAUAGCGCGUGGCUGCUAUUUAAAUCCAACUUUCGUUUUAAUCUGUCUUUACAACGGCGCGUUUUGAAAUCAUGGAAACUUCGCCGUUCUCCUCCGGUCAGUCUGGAAGCAACCGCCGCGCUCUUUCAGAUGCGCACGGUGGGCCAAACGAAACGGAGCGCGCAGCUUCCGCAGGCUUCUACCAGCUGUUUACUGACGUCUCCACUUGUGAUCGCUCAUUGUUGUUUCUCUGUACUUUUUUUUUUUUUUUUUUUAAUCAAAUAAAAGUAAUGCAUUUUUGACAUCAUUGGAUGACUUUAGUCACCCGUGGAUUUUUGGCUUUAUGUACUGUUAACUGUGGAAUAUAAAUAUUUUUUAAUUAAAACACCCAUGUACCAAAA
Messenger RNA from Anguilla rostrata (American eel), 6683 nucleotides. RefSeq names its product UDP-glucose glycoprotein glucosyltransferase 1 (gene uggt1). NCBI's taxonomy places the organism in Eukaryota, Metazoa, Chordata, Actinopteri, Anguilliformes, Anguillidae. Bases 57 to 4712 code for a protein of 1551 amino acids. Gene Ontology annotation, cellular component: endoplasmic reticulum. Gene Ontology annotation, molecular function: UDP-glucose:glycoprotein glucosyltransferase activity. The transcript has 41 exons. The record is from RefSeq and is a predicted model, not a curated record.